UGCAGCUGACCGAGCAGCUGGUUGUGUGACACGGAUCGAGCCCCUUUUAACGCCCGGAGCUUCCCUGCUCCUCGUUCCCCGCAACUCCCAUCGGACGACGAGUUACGACGUCCAGGCUUCUUCACUUAGAUUCUCGCGCUUAAAAGCGCUGGGAAGCUUUACUUGAUCCUCGGACAAUUUUGACUUCAGGUUUUCCACAGCCCACGACCAAGAUGGCUUCGACAGAACCAACACAUCCCGCACAGGGCGACGCUCCCGCCCCAGCCGAGAGCGAGCCUCUCCUCGGAAGGCCAGGCGAUGCGACACAAAGGCCCGAUGCGCCCAUGAUCAAGAACAUCUUUCUUGGAACGGCCUGGAUCUCCCAACUAGGCGGCGUUCUCCUCCUCGCAGUGACCUGGUCAUCGGUCUUCACCCACCCGAAGCUCCCCUUAGUCUCCCCUCACCCCUUGCUCCAGACGCUCGGGGUGUUCACUGGCCUCCAAGCCAUUCUCGUCCUCCAACCAACCAACACCCCGCGCACCAAAUCCCUCGGACAGCGCUACCACUUCAUCCUUCAUAUCCUCUCCUUCGCCCUCUUCGUUGCCGGCACGACCAUCAUUGAGGUCAACAAGCACGCCAACCACAUGCCGCACUUCCACUCCCCGCACGCCUACCUCGGCGUGAGUACCUUCGCUCUCCUCGUGCUCCAGUACCUGUUCGGCUUCACCAUCUGGGCCGUGCCUCGCGUCUGGGGCGGCGAGGAGCGCGCCAAGAGCAUGUGGAAGUACCACCGCUGGGUGGGCUAUUCUGCGCUGGUGCUGCUGCUUGCCACGGUGGCGGCCGCGGUGGAGACGGAUUACAGCAAGGCAGUGCUGCGGAUUAGGCUGUGGGCGGUGCUGCUUGCCGAGGGUUUGAUUGUCGUCGGGGUGCUUCCGAGGGUGCACUUGAGGAAGUUGGGCAUUCAGAGCAGGUGAAGGGCUGAAUGGAAGAUUUACAAAAAGACGUUUACUAUGCUAUGGGAAAUACGGUUCGAGGA
Molecule: messenger RNA, 1015 nt
Organism: Chaetomium strumarium
Lineage: Eukaryota; Fungi; Ascomycota; Sordariomycetes; Sordariales; Chaetomiaceae
Product: eukaryotic cytochrome b561-domain-containing protein
Exons: 2
Coding region: 213-953 (246 amino acids)
Molecular function (GO): oxidoreductase activity
Source: RefSeq, a predicted model, not a curated record